AUAGAGGUCUACCUGUUUGGCUUGUAAUGUCAGAAUUACUAUCAAAACAAUAAAAAAGCAAACAACUUGUUGCAUUGAUUUUGAAUAAAUAAUUUAAAACCGCGAAAACUGAAUGAAUGCUCAAAAUUUCUUUUCAAUAUCAUGUUCUAUAUAUCUCUUAUGGUUUAUUUCGCGACAAAAACUGUAGAUUUUGUCGAUGCAUUCGUUGCAAUAAGCAUUUUGAAAACACCCGAAUUUGAAUAUUUUCUGAACAAUUUUUUAUUAUUGAAAAGAAGACACACACAUAAGCAAAUGAAGUUGACAUAUUAAGCCAGAAAAAUAAAAAAAUUUAAAUCAUAUGGUAGUUCUGCCCUACCUUGAAUUCAUUGUACCAUGUACCAAACGAAAUAAUUGUGUCACUUUAGAUGUCAAAAUUACUUCUCUGUUUACAUUAUAUUCCUAUAUCCUAAUAAAUCUCAUACAAAUUCCUGUGUAUAAAAUGCGUUAUUUUGAACAAAAUUGCCCAUUAGAAAGUAAUUCAAUACCACCGCAAUAUAAUUAUAUGUGGAGUGAAAUAAUUCAAAAUUAUUACCGUCUAUGUGACCGUUAUAGCCGCGUAAUAACAAAACGUAAAGAAAUUUGGAAAUUAGCCCAGCCAAAACAUACAAAAUCGAAAUAUCGACAGAAAAAGAAAUGUCCACGUCCAGUGACAUGUAAAGUUGAAAUCAUAAAUAAAUGUGAUAAAACCGAAAGAACCCGCACUGAACAGUUGGCGUAUCCUCAGUUAAGACAGCUCAGCCAACUUAAAAGCCAUCCCUCAUUCAGUGUCUUCAAUGAUAUUCGAAAAAGUGGAGUUAAUCGUUUAAUGAGAAAGAGCUAUCUAUCCGUCUAUAGCCGCCUGCAAAACAUAGUACCAGAAGAAACCAAAACUCCAACAAAAUCGUGGAAUACGGAAAAUAAAUCAAAACUUGUGCAGCGAAUGAAAGCACUUUCAACACCAAAGAAAAUAAUUGAGGUCGAAGAAGAUCGGUCAAGGAAUCGUCUCCGAAGUGAAGGUCCGAAAAUGAGACGUAUUCGCAAAUUAAGCAAACCAAGGAUACGCAAAGAAAUCAUCCCUAAUGAGUGGAUGUUUACGAAAGGUUUGAAAAACUUUAAACCUACUGAAAGAUUAUUGAAAAUAUCUCAACCCAAAAAAUACGAUGAACUCACUGCAAGGGAAGAUCCUCAUCGUAUUCCCCAGAAUGCUUUAAAUUAUAAAGCUUCAAGACGUAUUAAAGCCCUCGCAGAACCAGCGAAAACUAGAGUCAAAAUUGAAGUACAUCCCGAAAAUCCAUUUAAAACAAAUUUAAAAGCCUUAAAGGCAGUGGCAUCAAAACGUGUCCAAGAAUUGGCAAAUCCCAAAGAUUACAUAGAUGAAAAUAAUCGCUCUGAUGCGUAUCGGGUAUCUCGCAAAGCAUUGCAAGCCAAAGCAACACCACGUCUUAAAGAAUUGGCCGAACCAAGGAAAAGAACUUAGUUGUUUCUGUUCUGAGCAUGUUUCUGUAUGGCGUACCGAAUGUGACCGCGAAAGAAAACACCAUUCAAAUGUGUUUCUCACACUUCUUUUUUUUGAGUUAAAUCAAAAGUUUAAAAAACACAUUUGCAAUGGUGUUUUUUUUUUUUUUUUUUUCUUUGUCCGUCCUACAGAAACUGACUUUUAAAAAUUUCAUUUAUUGUCCAAAAUCUGCAAUUACUUUUUACAAUAAUUAAGGCAAAAAUGAGUCUUUGGAAAAUGUUUCAUUACGAAGGCCUCGAUCGUAACAUGAAUAUGAACGUAGUUAAAAAGUGGUUACAUUCAAAUUUUCUCAGCGUUGCAAAUAUUUAAAUCAAUUCAACGAUAUAUAUAACGAUAAUUUUUAUAUUCCAUUUACUGACCACUCUUACAAUAAAACCAUUUUUCUUUUUUGUUACCUUCAAUAAUUUGUGUAUAUUUUUGUUGUAUCAUAACAUUGUUUCUUUAAACAGUUUAUACCUUCUAAGAUCUUAAAAAUAUUGUAGAGUAAGUUUUGCAUGCAAAUUGAGACAC
This is a messenger RNA of Musca domestica (house fly), 2044 nucleotides long. RefSeq names its product testicular haploid expressed gene protein-like. NCBI's taxonomy places the organism in Eukaryota, Metazoa, Arthropoda, Insecta, Diptera, Muscidae. The coding region runs from base 338 to 1495 and encodes 385 amino acids. The record is from RefSeq and is a predicted model, not a curated record. The transcript is spliced from 4 exons.